Messenger RNA from Dromiciops gliroides (monito del monte), 1873 nucleotides. Its product is annotated as serpin A11-like. Lineage: Eukaryota; Metazoa; Chordata; Mammalia; Microbiotheria; Microbiotheriidae. Gene Ontology annotation, molecular function: serine-type endopeptidase inhibitor activity. Gene Ontology annotation, biological process: negative regulation of endopeptidase activity. Bases 166 to 1431 code for a protein of 421 amino acids. The record is from RefSeq and is a predicted model, not a curated record. The transcript is spliced from 6 exons.
UCUGUUGUUAGCAUUACCUGCAAACGAGUUACAGAAAAUGAUCUGGCAAAUAUUGACUGGGCUCACUCGGAUUUCCAAAAACUGUUUUCUCAGCAAGUAGAAGAAAAUGCAGACAUGAAACCCUGGCCAGACUCUUUGGAAUUGUCCUAACUACAAUCCUUGGAGAUGAAGCCUAUUUAUAAAUGGAUGCUGGUGGCUGGGAUUCUAGCUGUUCUCCACUGUCAGCCUCUUCCUGAUUAUGAGGGAAAUAAUGAAACAGAGAUCUACUUACAGGAUGAAAAACACUCAGAAACAGCCCUACCAUGCCACAAAAUCUCCACCAGCAAUACCAAUUUUGCCCUACGCUUAUACAAGGAAUUAACUUUAGCAGCCCCCAGGGAGAACAUUUUCUUCUCCCCUGUGAGCAUCUCCAUUGCUCUAGCUAUGUUGUCCUUUAGGACCCAAACUACAGUUAGGACUCAGAUACUAGAGGGGUUGGGCUUCAACCUUACAGAGAUACCUGAGUCUGAAAUCUACAAGAGCUUCCAGCACCUCAUCCACAAGCUAAACCUGAGCAGCAAAAAACAUGAACUGAAGGUAGGAAGUUUCAUGAUCCUGGAUAAGCAGGUAAAACCACUUCAUGAAUGGCAUAGCCUGAAGGAAUGGUAUGAAGCCACAACUUUUACUAGGAACUUCACUAAUUUUUUCUCAACUAGGAGACAGAUGAACAAAUACAUAGAGAGCCAAACAUAUGAGAAAAUUAGAGAGUUUCUUCAAGACUUCAAUCAGGAAGCUGCAAUGGUGCUCGUGAAUUAUAUAUUUUUUAAAGCCAAAUGGAUGCACCCUUUCAAACACUAUUGGAUGAAGAAGCACAUGAGUUCCUCCAUAGAUGAGAAGAUCAUUAGGCCCUCUAUGAUGCACCAAAAAGCACAGCACCGGUUUUUGUAUGAUAAGGAGCUGGCCUGUAUUGUACUCCAGAUGGAAUACAUUGAGGAUGUCCUCAUUCUUCUCAUUCUGCCAGAUGAAGGGAAAAUGAUGCAAGUGGAAGAUUCUCUGAAGCCAGAAACUCUGAAGAAAUGGAACAAAUUACUAUUGCCCAGUCUGCUAAAUUUACAUUUGCCAAAGUUUUCGAUUUCUGGGGCAUAUAGCCUGGAAGAAAUACUUCCCAAAAUGGGUUUUUCCAGCAUAUUCACUCCAGAAGUCAAUCUAUCCAACACCACUGAACAACUACACCUGGCAAUCUCAAAGUUGCUGCACCAAGUUGCGGUGGACAUGAAUGAGAAAGGCACCAAAGCUGUGGCCACCUCCACCUUUCUAUCCCAGCCUGAGACUCUGAGCCAAGCAUCUCCACUGAGUAUUCAUUUUGACAGGCCCUUCCUACUGCUGAUUUGGGAAGUAUCUGCCCAGAGUUUGCUUUUCCUUGGAAAAAUUAUAACCCCCACAGCGAGUUAACUUUGCAAGAAAUUUACCCUUAAUACGAUUGAUACUACGUGGGAAUGACAUCACAGCACCAAUUAAGUCUGCACCCAUGGUAGCCACUCUCAAACCUCUCACAGAGCAAAUCCUCCUUCUUUAAGGGCCCCUCUUUCAUCAUUGGCCCAGAUCCAAUCACCUUGACUACACUAUGAGAUCUGAGAUUGGGUUUACCACCAACAAAUCUGCUGGGGUUUUUUCACUUCCUGUACCAUACUCUGGCAAAUAGCCUUGUUGGACACUGUAAUGGGUUCCUCAAACAACAGCUUGGUCAUCAUGCAGCUGACUAUCAUGGUUGGUUGUUCCACCUCCUAGAAACAAAUCAAUACCUAGUAACAGAAAAGGUUCUCCCUCCCAAUGAUUUCUCAGUUCCAGCCUAUAGGAAGACCUACCUAAUAAAGAUGGAUUGCUUUUAAACCUC